AUGAAUAUCAAGAGGACUCGCACUACAGCAGAUCACCCUGAGGGCAAUGGCAUGGUGAAGCGCACAAAUCGAACUUCGAAAGUUGAGAUGUUGCACUGCCACGUUGUCUACUGGCUUACCACGCUACUAUCCAGGCGUCUAUCGGACAGACCCCAUCCUUUAGACGACAGGCCGGGAGAUGCGACUACCCUGGCUCUUCAGCGAUUCUAG
Opisthorchis viverrini is the source of this 210-nucleotide messenger RNA. RefSeq lists its product as hypothetical. The transcript is spliced from 2 exons. The coding region runs from base 1 to 210 and encodes 69 amino acids. NCBI's taxonomy places the organism in Eukaryota, Metazoa, Platyhelminthes, Trematoda, Opisthorchiida, Opisthorchiidae. The record is from RefSeq and is a predicted model, not a curated record. Gene Ontology annotation, molecular function: nucleic acid binding.